Messenger RNA from Spea bombifrons (plains spadefoot toad), 6111 nucleotides. RefSeq names its product collagen type IV alpha 6 chain (gene COL4A6). The transcript has 48 exons. Gene Ontology annotation, molecular function: extracellular matrix structural constituent. Gene Ontology annotation, cellular component: collagen trimer; basement membrane. NCBI's taxonomy places the organism in Eukaryota, Metazoa, Chordata, Amphibia, Anura, Pelobatidae. The record is from RefSeq and is a predicted model, not a curated record. Bases 458 to 5584 code for a protein of 1708 amino acids.
UGCGGAUGGAUUAGUCUACCGACCCCUUUCAAGAGGAUAACACAGCGCCGUUUGCACUGAGGGGCUCAUAGAAGUGCGGACACUUAAUACUGCGCUCUAAGUCAUCUACCUGGGCAUUUGGCUGUCAAAAAAAAAGUAAGCGGGGCUACUUGGAGUGACUUGCCUGUGAUUGACAGCCCUAGCCACGCCCCCUUUCCUCCAUUCCUAGUCGCAGCUCAGUGUUCGGUGCAUGGAACCCAUCCGAUAGCUGAGGCAAGUUAAGACUUUGCGUGUAACUGCGGAGGGACGCAACCUUCAGCCGCUUUACCGUCUCGUUCCCCCGGGACUCCCCCACUAACCUUUGAUUCCGAAGCUCCGCGGAGAAGCUUUCAAUGAGCCCCCAGCACAGACCACUGUAACUACAGAAGAGAAAAAGGGGGGACGCAUACUUCGCUUCCCCCUCGCAGAUUAGAGGAAAAUGAUCGGACGGAUUUGUCUACUGGUUGCUUUUGCUUGCCUUGCUGCUGACUUGGUGCAAGCGGGAGUGAAAAAGUCCUAUCAGGGGCCAUGUGCAGGACGAGAUUGUAGCGGGGGCUGCAAAUGUUUUCCAGAGAAAGGCGCUCGGGGUCGACCAGGGCCGCUUGGACCUCAGGGACCAAUGGGUCCCCCAGGAUUUCCAGGGCCGGACGGAGUCACUGGAGCAAAGGGUGAAAGAGGAUCACCAGGGUCUCCUGGACCAUCUGGAUUUAAGGGAGACCAGGGGCCUAUGGGAGUGCCAGGGUUCCAAGGCGCUAAUGGAAUUCCAGGUCACUCUGGCCAGCCCGGUCAUAGAGGCUUGCCUGGACUUGAUGGUUGCAAUGGUACGAGUGGAGAUGAAGGCUUUUCUGGAUCUAAUGGGUUCCCUGGAAGUCCUGGAUUACCGGGUCCUUCUGGUCCAAAAGGUCAAAAAGGGGAACCAUCCUUUUUCACAGGUGAAAUAAAAGGACCAAGGGGUGAAGAUGGAUUACCUGGACUUAAUGGUGUCCGUGGACCAAUUGGACCCCCUGGACCUCAAGGAUUGCCUGGGCCAUCUGGAAUUCCUGGUCUACCAGGUCCAUCUGGUCCAGCCGGCAAUCCAGGCCCAAAAGGAAAUAUGGGUGUUGGUUUUCAAGGAGAGAAAGGAGAAAAGGGAGAUGUUGGGCCAAUUGGUCCUCCGGGCGAAGCACCUAUAACUGGCGAACCGGUGACUGAUAUAUAUAAAGGAGUUAAAGGAGAGGAGGGUGAUCCUGGACCAAAAGGAACUGUGGGGCCACCUGGGUUCCCUGGACCUCCGGGCUUUGGAGGCAGAGGAGAGAAAGGCGAGAAAGGAAUUCUUGGACUUCCCGGUGGAAGGGGUUUGCCGGGAUCUGAUGGAACCGAUGGAUUUCCUGGUAGAAAGGGGGACCGUGGGCUUCCUGGUUUUAUAGGACUUGAUGGCUUCAAAGGCGGGAAGGGAGAGCAAGGCGACAUUGGUUUCCCUGGUCUUCCUAUUUAUGUAGAUGAUGAGGGCGUUGCAAUUCCAGGUCCACCUGGAGAUCAAGGACCUCCUGGGUUUCAAGGGAUGCCUGGUGAUGAAGGCCUCCGUGGACCUCCUGGCCUCCCGGGGCAACCUGGGUUUCCAUCAUUUGAAGGAGGUAUUCCUGGAUUGCCUGGAUUUCCUGGUGUUCGGGGAGCUAAAGGAGAAAAAGGGAACCAAGGAAGACCAGCAUAUGGCUUACCAGGACCUCCAGGAAAAGAUGGCGCACCGGGAGAGCCUGGCCCUCCAGGACUGCCUGGGCCUCUUUCCCCUUCCUCAGGAGGACUACAGGAUCCUGAACCAGGGUUACCGGGAGGAAAAGGAGCACGAGGACCACCUGGUAUAAUUGGACCCAAGGGAUUUAAAGGUGCUGAUGGUGACUGUGCUUGUGAAGGAGGCUUUGAAGGCAAAGGAAGCCCAGGACUCCCUGGGCCCCCAGGUCCAAAAGGGAAUGAUGGAUUUCCUGGGCUUGAUGGCCUACCUGGUGAUCCAGGAAGGAUAGGCCCUGGAGGGCUACCCGGACCAUCUGGGUCUCUUGGACCACCUGGUGCCCCAGGUCUUAAAGGAGAGAAAGGAGAACCCGUAUUUCCAAGUGGCAGAGGGGCUCGAGGAGACCCUGGCUCUGUAGGACCUAGAGGUACCCCAGGUCUGAGUGGAAAACCAGGAAGAGAUGGACUUCCAGGACAACCAGGACGUCCAGGACCACCUGGUGAGGGUGGACCUGGGAUUCCUGGUGAGAAAGGUUAUCCAGGGCAACCUGGCCAGAAGGGCCGUCGAGGGGACAGUGGACCCGCAGGUAUUGGCUUUCCAGGCUCCCCAGGAUCUCGUGGUCUUCCUGGUGACCCAGGUCAAGCAGGAUUUCCAGGACAGCCAGGACCUCCAGGAGAACCAGGUGACUGCUGCUGCGGGGCCAAUGUUGGUAAUGGAGACUUAGUCACAAAGGGAGGGAUGACAUUGCCUUGCAUCAUUGCUGGAGAGUCUGGCGCUCCGGGAACUCGUGGCACCCCAGGAACUCCAGGCCGUAAAGGUGAUAAAGGAUUCCCAGGAAUCCCAGGACAGCGUGGAUUUGAUGGCACCAAAGGACAACCGGGCAGCCCAGGUUUUGGAGGAGUACCAGGUCCACCAGGAUUUCCAGGCCCACGUGGAGAGGAAGGUCCUCCUGGGUUCCCUGGCUUGGAUGGUCUUGAUGGACGUCCUGGAAAGAUUGGGAUCCCUGGGUCACCAGGUGUGAAAGGAAUACGUGGAGACGUUUUGGGAGCUGAACCUGGUGCUCCCGGUGAGCCUGGGCGACGUGGAAUCACAGGAGACAAGGGAAUUCCAGGAGAUUCUGGCUUCCCAGGGCAGAAAGGUUUUGAUGGAAGACCUGGUCUGAUGGGUGCUAAAGGUGAACAGGGCAAUUCAGGUUAUCCUGGUAGCCCAGGCCCCAGAGGACCUCCUGGAUUUGGAGGGGAAAUGGGCAUUAAAGGAAAACAAGGUUCUGUUGGAGAAAUUGGAUACCCUGGAUCACCAGGUUUCCCAGGGCCAAAGGGUAUAGUUGGAGACAGAGGCCUACCAGGACCAACCGGCAUUAAAGGACUUCCAGGCAUUCCUGGAGAUCGAGGUCGCCCUGGACAAUUUGGACUUCCAGGUCCACAAGGGCCUGGUGGACGUGAUGGUCGUCCAGGGUUCCCAGGAAUUAAAGGCGAAAAGGGAUCUCCUGGUGUGAUUGGAUUUCCCGGCAUGCCUGGUUUGCCAGGAUCUCUGGGUGGCAUUGGAUUUAAAGGAAUCAGUGGGUUUCCUGGGAGAGAUGGCAUUCCUGGGCUGGAUGGAAUUAAAGGAGAAAAAGGCAGCAGAGGUGAACCCGGUCUUCCUGGUCGUAAUGUAACAGUCUCUUCAUCUGAGUUAUCGUUAUUGAGGGGAGAUGCAGGAGAGAAAGGAGAAAGUGGGCGUCCUGGCUUUCCCGGACCCAGAGGUGAUAAAGGUCUUUCUGGCCCUCCUGGCCCACCAGGCUUCCCUGGCCAGCCAGGUGCACCAGGAAGAGAGAAGGGCCGUCCUGGGGAGCCAGGGCGGCCUGGAGAUUUUGGAAGACCAGGAUUUCCUGGGCCAAAUGGAGAACCCGGGAUCAUUGGGUUUCCUGGGAUGCCUGGACCAAAGGGUGAUGAUGGAUUUCCUGGACCGCCCGGUUUCUCUGGCAGUCCGGGUCAACCAGGACCUAAAGGUGAAAGGGGGGAAUCUUUGGGACAGCCAGGUCGGCCAGGAAAUAAAGGAGAACCAGGAUCACCUGGAAUCCCAGGUUCAAGGGGAUUUGAUGGCCCUCCUGGAGAUGGUGGCCAAAUAGGAAACCCAGGAAAUCCAGGACAAAAAGGGUUAUUGGGAGACUUUGGUCGUCCAGGAUCACCAGGAGGUCCAGGUCUCAAUGGAUUUAGAGGGAACCCUGGAUUGGUAGGAACCCCUGGAUUACCAGGAGCACCUGGAUUCCCUGGAUCACCGGGUUCUCCAGGUGUUAAAGGAUUCCCUGGACUUCCAGGUCUGGAUGGACUGAAUGGUUUACCUGGCACCAGAGGAUCACCUGGAACACCUGGGCUUAGUGAAGCGGGACGACCAGGAUCCCCAGGACUUCCAGGGCCAAAAGGUGAAGCCGGGUCUGUCAGCAGAGUGCCUGGUCAACCUGGACUACCUGGGCCCAAAGGAUUACGUGGAGACACAGGUGGACCUGGCGCAGUAGGCUCUCCUGGUCUUCCUGGACCACCGGGCAUAACAUUUCCCUCCAACAUCCCUGGAAAACCUGGUGAUCCUGGUCCUCCUGGACGAGAUGGGGAGUCAGGAUUUUCUGGUGCUCCAGGCCCACGUGGACCCCCAGGUCCAGCGUCUGAUCAAGGUGAUACUGGAGACUCAGGGAUCCCUGGAAUGCCUGGAAGACCUGGCAUCAAAGGAGAUCCUGGAAUAAAUGGAAUUCCAGGAAGCCCUGGAGCCCCGGGAAUAAAAGGUUUGAGAGGGGACCCCGGCUUUAUUGGAAGUCCAGGGAAGGAAGGUCCUGUAGGAGAUGCUGGCCUUCCUGGUCCAAAGGGAGAAAAGGGCUAUCCAGGUACCCCAGGCAUCCCCGGACUUCCAGGUCCAGCACCAUUACCUGAUGAUGGCGGACAAGUCCCUAUUGGAUUGCCAGGUCUACCUGGAGUUAAUGGUUUUCCGGGUGGGGCUGGACAACAAGGGCAGUUGGGGCCUGUUGGCCCAGUAGGUGGCAAAGGUGGUCCUGGCAGACCUGGGCAGAUGGGAAAUAAAGGCUCACCAGGUACUCCUGGCAUUAUAGGCGACCCUGGCUUUGAUGGCAUCCCUGGGCUUCCUGGACUUGAAGGUCUCCCUGGAAAGCAGGGUUCCUAUGGUUUACCCGGCAUGCCUGGCCGAAGUGUUAAUGUCGGGUACACUCUAGUGAAGCACAGUCAAUCUGAGCAAGUUCCACCAUGUCCACUCGGAAUGGCCCGGCUGUGGGAGGGAUACAGCUUGUUAUAUGUAGAAGGGCAGGAGAAAGCUCACAAUCAAGACUUGGGCCUUGCUGGUUCCUGCUUGCCUCGGUUCAGCACCAUGCCAUUUAUUUACUGCAACAUCGAUGAAGUUUGCUAUUACGCCAGCAGAAAUGACAAGUCCUAUUGGCUCUCUACAACGGCUCCAAUUCCAAUGAUGCCAGUGAGCAGCACACAGAUCAGAAGCUACAUCAGCCGCUGUUCUGUAUGUGAGGCACCUUCUCAGGCAGUGGCUGUUCACAGUCAAGAUAACACCAUCCCACAGUGUCCAGACGGAUGGAGAAGUCUCUGGAUUGGAUAUUCUUUUCUCAUGCAUACUGCAGCAGGUGCUGAGGGUGGUGGACAAUCUUUGGUAUCACCAGGUUCCUGCCUUGAGGAUUUCAGGGCUACACCAUUCAUUGAAUGUAAUGGGGCACGAGGAAGCUGUCAUUAUUUUGCCAACAAGUACAGUUUCUGGCUAACCACCGUUGAAGAAACAAAGCAGUUUGCUGGUGCACCCCAGUCGGAAACCCUGAAAUCUGGGCAGCUCCGAACACGUGUGAGCCGUUGUCAAGUGUGCAUGAAGAACUUGUAGCACAGCUGACUAAGCAGAAACUCUUUUACUUCCAUCCUCACAGAAAAGGUGGAAGUUAGCUUGUGAGAUCAACAUAUCUAUGCCUCUGAGUUUGGGGGGGAAAAGCAUCAUCCGAUGAAAUAAUAUCUGCUGUAACCUCAUCAGUAAAGUAUAAAUUGAUGAGUGACAUAGCACCGUACAAUGAAGUAUGGACCUUCUCAUUUUUGGAACCUGAAUAUAUUUUACAAAGAAUGGUGCUAAGCUUUUUUUUUGUCUUUUUGAUGUUUUACUCAUGGCUACCUCAGAAAGGCCUCCCAUAAAUUCCUAACUGUGGUGCUAGCUACUCCCUCUUGCCUACAAAUAACAUCUCUGCAUUCUACAAUUCUUUUAUCAAGGGUGAUCUUGGAAGUCCUAUCACACCCUACCUAGGCAAUUACCAGGAACAUCUGGAUAUUAGUGUGGAUACCUUUUUUAAAGCCAGAUUAACACAUUGCAAGGUGUAAAGAAGCACAGAACAUUUUGAAAACCCAAGUACACAAGGUCAAAAA